UAGCUUCAAUAUGGAAUAAUUUAUGAGUACCUAACGAAAUCGAAGUCGACAAUACCAUGUACGCGUCCGAUAUGAAGCUGAUUCAGUUUUAAUGUCAUUUGUGACAGUCAAUUGUCAUUAAAGAAAAUGCAGAGCGCCAAGGAAAUUUACACUAGCCUUCCCGAACCCAAAAGAGAAUCAGUGUACGAAAUACUACAAAUAAAUCUCAAACGUGCCGAUAGAAGAACGUUUGUUCAUAGAACUAUUGUAGUGGGAGAACAUAGUUUCGGAGUGAACUGGACUUGGGGUGUGGAGGAAGUUUUUCGGUCAAUUAUAACCGAAAUAAACGAGGCAUACACUGACGAAAAUCUGACCGGUUUGCUAAUAUGUUAUCCGAGUUUCUUUUGCCACCUCGUCGAAGGAUCGGAAGAAGCGCUGAUCGAAUAUAUUUCCACCCUAUUUAAAAAAUACGAUAACCAAUUAGGCAGCGUUAAGUUUCUAGCACCGUUCCAUCAUAUCUACAAAAGAGCAAUAGACAAAUGGAUAACUGUCAAAGGAAAUCCACCCAGGCUACUAAAUAAAAUAGAAGACGAUUGCGACAUCAGUGAAACUUGUCAUCAUGCACUUGUAUGUAUGAAGAAGCUGUUCAAACUGUGCAAUCUCAUAAAGUGUUAUGUUCCAAGCAGUCCUACCAAUAUGUCAUUAUCGGGAAGAAGUUCUACAGAUGACAGUCAGGAUAUAGUAUCCCAUUCCCUACUUUUGCCUAGAAGUAGCGCAUCUGUGGCUACAAUGAGUGUAGGGGACGUGGGAGGACAUUCAUUUGAAACGAGCAAAUGGAGAAUACUACUUCCGGAAAUUAAUGUUCUGACUUUCUUUCUCCAAUCGCCGUUUUUGCGCGACGUCAGAGAAAAAAUAAGUAUUUUGGAUACAAUCGCACCCCUAGAUAUUCCCGAAGAUUUAACGUGGCCUAUGGCAGCUGAAAAUGCGUGCGAUGAAAGAAUGUUUGAGCCACGACUCGAUCCAGCAAUCGAUCUUCCAAUAUCGAAGAAGUAGAAAAAUCGAUUCAUAAUGUGAUUUCUUACGCUACGAUGGUGAUUAUCAUUAACUUUACACUAUACUGUGUUAUGUAUACUCUUUUGUAUAGUUUAUUGCUAUUUUAUGUUUAUAUUUGUUUAAUGCAUACACAAUAUAUCAUUUAUACAAAGCCGAGUUGG
This is a messenger RNA of Agrilus planipennis (emerald ash borer), 1193 nucleotides long. RefSeq lists its product as uncharacterized. Bases 127 to 1032 code for a protein of 301 amino acids. NCBI's taxonomy places the organism in Eukaryota, Metazoa, Arthropoda, Insecta, Coleoptera, Buprestidae. The record is from RefSeq and is a predicted model, not a curated record. The transcript has 2 exons.